Messenger RNA from Hyposmocoma kahamanoa, 703 nucleotides. It is a transcript of the gene Sdhaf3, whose product is annotated as succinate dehydrogenase assembly factor 3, mitochondrial. The transcript is spliced from 3 exons. Gene Ontology annotation, cellular component: mitochondrial intermembrane space; mitochondrion. The record is from RefSeq and is a predicted model, not a curated record. Gene Ontology annotation, biological process: mitochondrial respiratory chain complex II assembly; succinate metabolic process. Lineage: Eukaryota; Metazoa; Arthropoda; Insecta; Lepidoptera; Cosmopterigidae. Bases 8 to 373 code for a protein of 121 amino acids.
ACCCUACAUGGUUAAAAUGUUUGCCGCGGAUCAUGCUUCUAGGGUUCGCAUGCUCUAUAAAUUAAUAUUCCGUGUACAUCGUGCAUUACCUGCAGAACUGAGGAUCCUCGGAGACAACUAUGCAAGAGAUGAGUUCAAAAGGCACAAAAAGUGCAAUCCAGAAGAGGCAAAGAUAUUUCUUACUGAAUGGACCGACUAUGCAAUCAACUUAGCCAAACAAAUGAAGCCCCUAAAUCAAGCGAUAAAGAAAGAAGUGGGGAAAUACAUAGACCCUAAAAUGCUGGAUUACAUGACAGAUGAACAAAUAGUCCAAUUGUAUGAAUUGCACAAAGCUGCGGUGAACGUUGAUGAUAGUGCACGGAGUGACAAGUGAUUCUGGUACCUUUGUGAAGCUUGUGAGGGUACAGUGCCCCAGUGGUCUCCUACUUAUCUAAGAUCGUAAUUCUCACGCAACAAACACUGAAUACUUGUCUAGAUCAGUUACUUUUGUAUGUGUGUGUGUGUGAAUUGAGUGAGCACCCUCUUUAAAAAGUUUAAAAUAUCUUAGUCAUUUAGUAGAAGUUCUAAAAUUAUUGUGGAAACCAAACUUUGUAAAAAGAUAAAAUAAAAGAAUAAUAACUCAGGGUCGUAUUCCAGAACUCUACUCAAUACCCAAGUCAGGACUUGAGUAUUGUAGUGAGCACUGAAAAUCAUACUCAAGUCU